AGUUCACCGUUCUCUCACCGCGGACUCUCUGAACGGUCCGGUACUGUGUGACGUGUGUGUGUAUGUGCUGUGUGUGUAGUUGUUUUUUUUCUGAUUGGCUGAACCAGGACCGCUUUGCGCUCCACGUGAAACACAGGGUGAGGCGCGCACAUAUAUCCGGCGCACAGGCUCGCGCCACUCAACAGUUUCCAGCCUCGAGGGCACGCGCUGACGAGGAAAGCACGGACAAUCUUAAGGGUCGUUAGAAUUAAACCAGAGUCCAUGGCUGCCCCCCCACACAGAAGCUGCCUGUGGAUGUUGCUGCUGGGCGCGUGCGUGUCGCUGGUGGUUGGGACGGAGUGUGAGAAGGAGUGCGCGCUGUGUGUGUACCGCCUGCUGGGACAGCACCCUGCGCUCUCCUCUCUGACAUGCUCUCUUGAGUGUGAGGGUGUGUUGGACAGCCAGAAGCUGCGCCUGUGCCGGGACCUCCUGCUGGACGAGGAGACCCAGACCCCCCUGGAUCCUGAUCCCCGCCAGGACCAGGACCAGGACCAGGAGGCAGCGGGCGCCAUGGCAGCCGCCGACAUGGCCGCGGAGUCACCAGAACACCAGCUGGCCAAGAAGUACGGCGGCUUCAUGAAGCGCUACGGGGGCUUUAUGUCCCGCCGCUCCCCCCCCUCCCCAGAGGAUCCAGGAAACCAGGAGGAGGAAGACAACAUCCGCCUGGGGAUCCUGAAGAUCCUCAACGCCGCAUCCGAGCAGGGGGGGGAGGCGGUGAAGAGGUACGGGGGCUUCAUGCGUCGGGCGGAGGGGGGGGUCCCGCAGAGCGACCUGCUGGAGGCCAUUUUGGGCCGCGGGCUGAAGAAGCGCUACGGAGGCUUCAUGAGGCGGGUGGGCAGGCCGGAGUGGCUGGUGGAGAGCAGCAAGAGUGGGGGGGUGUUGAAACGGGCCUGGGAGAACGGCAGUGAGAUACAGAAGAGGUACGGGGGCUUCAUGGACUAGGACGCCACGGUUAUGACCCCCCCGUCACCCCAAGCAGUCCCCCUGUAAUCUGGACCUGUUGGUGUUUGAAUCAACUGCUUUGUAUAACUUCUGCUACUGUAAUGAUAAAAAAAGAUAAACAUGUGUUGUUCAGAUGUGCACAAAUCAUUUUCCGUCUGUUUUUUGGGUUUCAUGAUGAUAUUAUUUAUUAAAAGAAUCUGUUGAUCCAGGA
This is a messenger RNA of Trematomus bernacchii (emerald rockcod), 1192 nucleotides long. RefSeq names its product proenkephalin a (gene penka). The record is from RefSeq and is a predicted model, not a curated record. Gene Ontology annotation, biological process: chemical synaptic transmission; neuropeptide signaling pathway; sensory perception. Gene Ontology annotation, molecular function: opioid receptor binding. Lineage: Eukaryota; Metazoa; Chordata; Actinopteri; Perciformes; Nototheniidae. Bases 262 to 981 code for a protein of 239 amino acids. The transcript is spliced from 3 exons. Gene Ontology annotation, cellular component: plasma membrane; dendrite; neuronal cell body.